Molecule: messenger RNA, 4613 nt
Organism: Epinephelus moara (kelp grouper)
Lineage: Eukaryota; Metazoa; Chordata; Actinopteri; Perciformes; Serranidae
Gene: pcare1
Product: photoreceptor cilium actin regulator 1
Exons: 2
Coding region: 323-3826 (1167 amino acids)
Source: RefSeq, a predicted model, not a curated record
GCUUGUCCUUUGUAAGGUAGAGGAGGAUGAGUUUCAGAGCACGCUACAAGGAUUUUUUUUUAAUAUAAACAUGACCAUCGAUCUGUGGAUUUUUUUCCUAUGACAGGUGGGAGAGAUCUGUAAAAUGUAUGUGUCAGUGUUUUGUUUUGGUAGCAUCCUUGCGGGGAGGGAUCUUAUCAGUCUCGACAACCUCAGCCAUCUGAAAAUGACAGAUACAGCAGGUGGCUGAGGACCUUGGCUAUUCUUUGCAUCAUUUACUGCAUUGCUGUGUUGGAGUCUCAAAGAAGAAACAAAAAUCAGCUUGUAUUUGAGAACAUCCAGAAUGGGCUGCUCACCAUCCAAAGGAAACCAUUUUGGGGUUCUCGGCCCCACGAGGAAGGGGAGAAUGCUUCCUCCUGCACCUCAAGAAAGCCCCAGAGAUUCUCACUUUGAAGAUGGAGAGAAUCAAAAUUCAACUGAAUCAACAGAUGGAGAUACAAAGGAGAGGAAGGCAGCCGGACAAACCCAGGUAUUUCAAAAAGAGGCUCAAAUGACACCACAGAAAAAGAGACAUGUGGCUGACCUCGCCCCUGGAGUAGUAAACAUGGAUAAACUGGGGAGUCAAGGAACGGACAACAACACAGUUUCACAGAGAAAAGACAAAAAUGUUGACAAGCAGGAUGGGACAGAAAAAAAGCCUGUCAGAAAACCUAAAAAAAAUACCAGAGGUAUUAAGGGGCUAAAGAAGAAAGACAAGGAGAAAGACAAACUACUUACAGAACAGAAAGUGGACUUCCCAGAACCUUUGGUAAAAGCUCACCAAGCUGCUUAUGCCUUUUUGAAUCCCAGCAUAAACAAAUAUGACGCUUUACUAGGACUCCUGGAAGAAGCAACCCAAACACAGGUUUCUGUACAGACUAUGGUUGCUUUUAUGGCUUUACGCUAUGAGGAAAUAAUUCAGGGACUGGAAGAGAUGGCAGACGAGGGAGAAAAAGUUUUAAAAGAAAAUGGAGAACAUCUUGCUUGGCCAAGUCAAAUGAAAAACCUCUCAUCUUCUCCACCUUUUAAGUCUGGCUCUGCUAAUAUUGAGCCCCCACCGGAUUUGUUGCAGCAGCUGCUUCAGUACACCACACAGAGAAUGCGAAAUGUGAGCCAGACUGUUGGCGGAAUUGGGGACUCUGCUUUAGAGGAGGCAGUGGAGUACUUUGCCUCUGUCUCUGAGCUUUUAGAGGAGAAACUGAAAGUCAAACGUGCAGUAGAGACUAGGCUAAUGCAACUCUUAUCUCACAUUGAAAUGGCCUCUUUGCGCAAGCCUGGGCCAGAGGAUUCUGCUCUCUUUAGUGAGGACAGUGGUAUUGGAGCUGAGAGUGAAUCCCUUGCUGGAUCUGAAAGACGCCAUAGACGAGAGAGUUGUGCAUCUACUGGGACAAAUAGGACUACCUCUGUCAGUCCUUUGGGAUACAUCCCCAUGGACAUUAGGCAAGGAAUAUCAAGGCAAAAGCUUGCAAGUCAAAUAAGUCCAAGUGUUUCCCUCACCUCACUCAACUCAUUAGGUUCUACAUGUACUAUAAUGGCUAAUUACCACAGAGACUCAUUGCUAGGAUCAGUCUCUUUAGAUUAUGGGGAGGAAGACGACAAUGAUGAUGAGGAGGAUAUGGACAGAGGUGUGAAAGAUGUGCAAGUAGGGUUGAGAAAGCGAUCAAAUUCUUCACCCGUAGACCACAAGCAACAACAACCACGCCGCCUACCCCCAAAGCGAAUAGAGAAUCCUCAAAAUGUUGAAAUGACUCUCAAAAUGAAAAAUGCUAUAAGUGGUAGGAUACAGUUUGUUCCAUCACAGAACGCUAGUGCCAAAACAAAGACAGCUGGCAGCCCAAAAACCAGUAGACGGCAGUGGACUGAGGAAGUCGAACGAUCUCCAAGGAGGCCUCAAACAACGGCACCUACUCGGAAGGCAGUGUCAAAAAAGACCCCAGUGACUAGAGAGCGACGUUCCCAGUCAGCAGAAUCCCUGCGGAGCAAAGGAGAAGAUCCAACUCUGCUUGAAUUAGAAAGGACCCAGAAGGAUUUAAACCAGAGGUUGCAGAGGAUGAGUAAAAGCAAGGCAGGUGGAAGUGUUAAGAACCCUCCAUCAAAACAAAAUCAAGGAACCUCACCAGCACAAUCUCCAGCAAGAAAUCGCAAACAACCCUUGCUUCAGAAAAACAGCAAUCCCCAACCACCUGAUGACAAAGCAGGCCUUACAAGGCGCAAUGCAAAAAAACAGGAGGUAGUCAGUGAUGUGGAAGAAGAUAAACUGAAGGACCAGAAAAUAUUAAAGGGUCCUAUAAAAGCCACCCCACCCCCUAGCCCUCCUUCAUCACCACGACCAUCUUCAGGCCUUUACAGAGGCAGAAACUCAGUUAAAAGACUAAUUGAUACCUUCAGUCAAGGAAUAGAGGAUCUAGAUGGUCCUAAAGUUCUGGGGCCUCUCAGAGGAGUACGGAAGUGUGGCGUCCCAGUGUUACCUGGUUUAGGCAAUGUGGAAGCUGUGCUUAGCACUGGGAUAACCAGCUGUAGACCUGAAUCCACUGCAUUGGAGAAAACCAGUGACUUAGAUCUGGACAGUCUUCCUCCGCCUCCACUGGAAGUAUUAAUGGACAAUUCUUUCGAAAGUGCCCAGAGUCUUUUAACUGGUGUAGCUAAUGAAGGGGCUACCAAAGUCAGAAAAUCACCUGUAUUAAAGAGGGCUUUAGUAUCUCAGCGAUUGAAGGCCUCAGUUCAGUCAGUGACGGUGCUGCCAAGUAAAGGAGGCCCUCCACAAGUUUCCAAGAUUUCCCCCCUUGUUAGAGCAGAUCAACAAGGUGCAUCUGCUCCAUCAAAGGCCAGCCAACCAGAUGUUCAACAGGAGGCAGACCCAAGUGGAAAGGAAAAGGAUUCCUCGUAUCAGCAAGACAGAAAGAUGAUACACCUAAGACACUCAUCAGACUCACAGAGAUUGUCAACAAAUUCUCUAGUAACAAAUCCAUCUGCCAGUCAAGAAGAAUCAGCAGACAUACAAGAUGGUGGCAACCUUUCAGUGCCUGGAUCUAACACUACAGCAUCAACAGUGCCUCCUUCUUCAGUCGUCAGGAGCCAGCCACCUGCCACACCACCCAUGCAUAAGGGGCGAAUGUUACCAUCCACACCUUCUGCACCAAGCAGUCUACAUCGAAGACUUCCCAGUCCCCACACCUUCAAAAGGCAACCUACUCCACCCUCUUCUGCUAGCCCUCCUGUUAACAGGAAACUCCCUACACCACCUGCAAUCCAAGGGAGGCUCCCCAGCCCACCUGUUGCAAAACAGAACUCAAAUUCAUCCUCCUCCUACCCUUUCAAAGCACCGUCUCCACCAGCUUCGCCAAAGGUACAAAGAUGGUCAAGGGAGAACAGCAGCGAAGACUUGUCUAGUCCUCGGAUGAUCAGUAAUGCUCGUUCAGUCUUCUGCCCUGUCUCCUCAUCCCUGUUUGAAGCCCAGCCUUGUCCAGUUCCCCGACCCCCUCAAGCAUGGACCUCUACUGGGGUCUCUUUUCUCCCACGUUCUUGGGGGAGUCGUGGGAGGUUUCCUGUAUCUAUUCAAGGACCUCGACCCUUCAUCCGACGUAGCCAUUCAGAACGAAGGCCAAGUCUAAGUCUGCCACCAAGAGCGCCAGGCAUCUCAGUGGCUGAGACCUGUGGGAGUGAGCCAGCAAUAUACUCACAGGGGCUGGACGAUGAACCAACCAGGGACGAAGAACUAUGGGAGAGCCAAUCAAACCUCAGACCUACACUACGCUCUGCGUCACACCCUGACCUGUGUGUUGUUGGACAAGCCUUGCACAGAGACUAAAGGGGCCAAUGAAGGGCCAGUGGGAUUAUGGAUUAGCCGGCCUUGCCAAGGAUUUAAGACGACGGUGUUUAUUUCCCUGCGAAGAGAGGGAGAGCUAAUUCUAUCCACUUUGCUGUUGUAACACACUUAUGUGAGGAAAAGUGAUUUAUCGGAGAAUUUAUCUGUGUAUAAUAUGUAUUUCAGAGAGACAUACAUAUUAUACACAUUUUUAUGUUUACAGUUUAUGGAACACAUUACUUGGCUUUGUGAUUGUACUACAGAUUCAGGGGUUUUGGAAAUGAAUCUUCACACAAGCUUGUACAGUAUAUUGCAAGUUUACUUUCAGUUCAUUCAGAGGUUACAUCUUAACAAUUCAAAAUACUGAAUGUAGUGUGUCUGUGGCUUUAUCUUAUCUCAACUUUAAUUGGUUUUAAAAAGACAUAAAAAAGACCACAACUAUUAAAAUGUGUUAAUAAAUAUUUGAGUGGGUUGUUGCUCCAUUACUGGCAAAGUAACCAUAUUAUUGAAUAAACUGAAAGUAACUUCAUCACAUCAGUGCCAUGAACCAUUCCAGGAUUUUAAUCUUAUUGUAAAUAGUUCUGUUUUUGGAAAUUAUUAAUCCAAGCAAUAAUGUUAUCAUCCGUAAUUACAUAUAUGACUGUUAUUAACUAGGUUUUCAAUAAUUCAGUGAGAUAUUGUUUCUCUCCAUUGUCAUAUGCUACAAGGCAAAAUAAGACCACUCUCAACCAGUAUUUUUAAGGGUUUUCAAGUUGUUGUUUUUUUACAAUUUGUUUAUUAAUAAAAAAGC